CAUACAUAUGCUGUGCUACUUUUUAAUUGCAGAUUUGAACAAUGUUUACAAGAGUUCUAAUUGUCGCCUCCGUAAUUCAACAUAGUUUAAUUAAUACCUCUGCAGCGUUUCUGAGUGGAAUUAAAACAACAGACCAAGCGAUAGAAGAACAGGCUGAAAUACCAGAAUCAGAAGACCUAAGAAUCCACAAUUACAUGAUGAAGCGAGGGUACUUGAAAGAAAAGAAAAAGGGGGAAAGCCAAUUUGAGGAAAUAAAUCAAGAAAAAAGAAGAAAACGAAAUCUCAUUUUGAAAUCUCUUCCUGGGGCAUUUCAGGGGAUUGUAGCAAAGGUCCCUAUAUUCAAUAUUGGGCGCCCGUUCUCUUUUAUCUCAGAAAAUUCUUUUGUUCUUCAACCUGUCACCCCCACCACAGCUAAAUCAUCAACAACCUCAAGAACUACAACAACAAGAUCAAAAACCUCUUCAACAUCUUCAACAACGACAACAACAACGUCUACGCCAACAACCAUCUCAACCUCAACAACAACAGCAACAACAACAACACCAACUAGUUUGCCUACAACAACAGUGGAUGAUGUUUCAAAACCUUCAGAACCAACAACACCAGAACCUGGGGAAACUAAUAGUGAAGUUGUAAGACCUGAGGGUGAACUUGAAUCUGAGAUUCUUAUUUAUCCUGAACUCAUCUUCAGAACUUUAGGAGGCAACAGUGCAGACCUUCAGAACCUGGUUGAAAUCAUGUCCCAGUAUAUACAAAAAGAGCAUGAGGGAAGCCAUGGGCUUGAAACUCAUAAACCUGAAAUUCAGAAAACAGAUGAAAUCGAAUUGAAUUCAGGUCUCCCUGGCGAUCAGAUUUCAUAUUUCGAGAAUCCAGAGGUUACAACUCAACCAGAUUUUAGUAAUCUUGUGUUCACAACUCAUGCACCAACAAAUCAAGAAGAUAAUAAUAUUGCCACUUUUGCUGCUGCUGAUGAUACUGCUGGUGCUGCUUCUACUACAACUGCUGCUGCUGCUGAUGAUAAAGAUGAUAAUGAUGAUAUAGAUGACAUGGAUGAAGUAAAGGAUAGUAGCAAUGACAAAAAUAAUGGUGGUGAUGAUGAAAAUAAGGAAGAUCCAAGUUCUGGCAGCUGGUGGCAGGAUAAAGAAAAUGUAAUAGUGCAGCUGGUCCAGGCUUCUAAUCAGUUUGGUCGAGAGAAUUUUGAUGUUGAACUUGAGAAUGAGCCGAUGAGUGAGAAUAUUCUUGAAACUUGGUCUUCAGCAGAUCCCUACAAACUGUAUUUCUUAAACCAUAUGCAGGCUAUUCAGUCCACUAACUGGACCAUACCAACAGAUAUCUUAACCAAUGAGAAUGUAGCAUCUCAAUAUUACAAUGAUCAAAACCAGUUUGUUGAUUUUUCAGCCAAUAAGCAUGUUUUAGUUUCUGAUCCCACCAAUCAGAGCUCGGCUACAGAAUAUCUGGCCAAUGAGGACUCAUUUGAAUUGCCAAACCAAACCAAAGAACUUGAUAGAACUUUAAACCAGUAUCACACAAACCUCAGUGUUGAUUCUUUCCGAACCCUCCUUGAUAUUCUUUUAAAUUCCAGGGGAAAAGUGACAAUUUCAGUCGAUUGACAGUCUUAAAUAUUAACUUAUGAAUUGUAAUAAAUUUAGUAUUUAAAUAAAAAAGUGCAUUGUUUUAUUGAACUAUGAGUUAAGAUUUAAUCCAGAUUAAAUACAUUGCUACAGACAAAAAAUUUGUCUAAAUUUCAAUAAUGAUGUGUGUGUGUCCGACUCAUAACUUCGAGAUUUUGAACUUGUCAUUUUAAAACUUUGAUAGAUAUUUUGUGACAUAGUGUUUUUAAACUAAUGUGUGAGAUUUCUAUAAAUAAUGUGGUAGCAAAAAACGACAUUAACUAAAGUUUAUAAUACUUCUAUAGGGAACCCUAACCUUCGUCUGCCAGGAGCUCCAAUAUAAUUUUGUGAAACUUUUCAAUAUAAUUUUUUGUUUAAAAGACAGUUCAGUAUCCUUGCCAUAAACUGUAAUCAACUGAUGUAAUUAUGAAUUAUCAUUUUAACAUGUAUAAUUUUCGACUAAAUAUAUGUAAUUUGAUUUGAUUUUA
Messenger RNA from Eurytemora carolleeae, 2098 nucleotides. RefSeq lists its product as uncharacterized. The coding region runs from base 42 to 1610 and encodes 522 amino acids. The transcript has 14 exons. NCBI's taxonomy places the organism in Eukaryota, Metazoa, Arthropoda, Copepoda, Calanoida, Temoridae. The record is from RefSeq and is a predicted model, not a curated record.